AUCCACUCUACAACUACAACAAUCGCUAUACCAACACUCGUUUAAAUAACCUCGAUCUACUUCUCUUUCAACCUUUUACUCAAACCAAACCCAACAAACCAAACCAACCUUCAAAAUGCACGCCUCCGCUGCCGUCCUCGCUUUCGUCGCUGUUGCGGCUGCUGCCCAGACCCCUGUGGCCCCCGUUGCUACUCCCAUCGCUACUCCCGGUGCCCCUACCAACGGUACUAAGCCCGGUCACGGCUCUGGCUCUGGUUCCGGAUCUGGUUCCGGCUCCGGCUCCCAGACCCCCUCCGGCGCCGCCGCCCUUGGCCUCAGUGGUCUUGCUGGUGCCCUCGCCAUUGCUCUUGCUCUGUAAAUGUCUUUCAAUGAGACUUUCUCAGAGUUGGUGGAUAUGAGGAUCCUGCGACAGACAACCUUGUAGGGUUCUGGAGGAAUCGUGCUGGUGCGCGUUUAACUUUCGAUGGAGAUAGAUCGGGUUUUCGAUUGUCCCGACUAGAAUAGAAUAGAUCAAUGGAGCGUGAUCGCUCCAGCUACAUUAAUACUAAUCGCAUACCACCAUUUAACCAU
Fusarium graminearum PH-1 is the source of this 570-nucleotide messenger RNA. RefSeq lists its product as uncharacterized. Bases 116 to 358 code for a protein of 80 amino acids. The transcript is spliced from 2 exons. Lineage: Eukaryota; Fungi; Ascomycota; Sordariomycetes; Hypocreales; Nectriaceae. The record is from RefSeq and is a predicted model, not a curated record.